UUUAAGUCCGCCUCAAAAAAUAACAUAAAAAAGUAAAAAGCAAAGGAAGGAAAGAAGAGUUUCUCUGUCUACUUUUAUCUUCAUCACUUAAAAUUUAUCUGAGCUCCAUUCUGAGUCCAUCCCUCACUUCCACUAUUAUUCACACACUUAUAUCCUCAGCUCUCUUUCCCUCUCUUUCCCUCACAAACACAACAUUUCCCUCUUUCUCUCUCAGGCUCUCCGCAGCUCUCUGUCUCCCUCUUCACUUUUUCCCUACUUGCUUGCCACUGUGUUGUUUUUUUGUUCAUGUCUCCCUCAUGAUUUUCAUUGCAGGUAAAAAAAGGGCCAACAAAAGUGAUGAUAACUCAGUAGUACCUUAAUACCUCUAUAUAUACCGUACACUUAUUUAUUUUCAAUAUCAUUUUUCAUCCUUAUUCAUCAUCCGUAUUUUGUGAUCUGUAUUUCCAUUUCUGUUCAUGUUAUGCAAGUACCUGUUGCAAGAAAAAGAUAUAAAGUUGAUUAAUUGAUAGUAAAUAAAAGUUUUUCCACUACUUACCUUUCUUUUUGUUCAAUUGUGAAACUAUCUUAUUUAAUUUGCUAUUAUUUUUCGUUUGUUUAACGUUGAAACGAGCUAAACGCAAAACCAAAAUAUAGUCAAUGCCAUUGGCAGUAAAUUUGUUUGCAGUUUCUUCGGCCAACCAUUAUAAAACAAGUACGACAAUUAACUUGACUUGAAAAAGGACAUUUCUUGGAUGGUUAAAGAGAAAUCUUAUCCAGUUGGAUUCGCUAAUCACCACACAACGCUACCAACAUCUCAAUCCUCCUCAUUGUUUCCUACUUUGCUUUGACUUUCUGAAGAAGAAGAAGUAAAGAAGAAACGAAAAAAAAGAUUAACUGCCACAUUUCUUUCUAUUAACACCAUUAUCCUUCAUCCUUCCUUUUUGAUCGUCCCAUUGACAAAAUCUAGUUGAUGACCAUGGACAUAAAUCAAAUCAGCCUCAUAUGUAAAAUACUGCUUACUCUAUUGGUUUGUCAAAUUAUCUCAGGUGAACCAAGCCCAAUUACCAACGACAUCAAUGCCAUGAUAUAUUUACAACGUUUUGGUUACAUGAAUGAAUCUGGAGCUGCUAAUUUAAUUGCUAUAGACAAAUAUCAAGACGCAAUAAAAGAUUUUCAAAGAUUUUCCGGAAUAAAUGAAACAGGUAUCUUGGACGAGGAGACAAUAUUAAUGAUGAAUACACCUCGAUGUGGCAAUAAAGAUCACAAUGGUCAAGUUGAACAUGCAAGAAGACGUAAACGAUAUGCUUUACAAGGAAGCAAAUGGCGGAGAACUGAUUUAACUUAUAGAAUAUCCAAGUAUCCAAGAAAAGUGAAGAAAAGUCAAAUCGAUGCGGAAAUUGCUCGUGCUUUCCAAGUUUGGUCUGAAGUGACACCAUUGAAUUUUAUUCCUAAAAAGGAUGGAAGAGUCCACAUUGACAUAAAAUUUGUGGUUGGUGAACAUGGUGAUGGAGAUCCUUUCGAUGGUCCAGGAAAUACAUUAGCUCAUGCAUAUUUCCCACAAUAUGGAGGUGAUGCUCAUUUUGACGAUGAAGAAUACUGGACCAUUGAUUCGUAUACUGGAACCAAUCUAUUUCAAGUUGCAGCUCAUGAAUUAGGACAUUCUUUAGGCUUAGGUCACAGUUCCACUCGGGAAUCAUUGAUGGCUCCAUUUUACCAAAGAUACAAGCCAAAUUUCAGAUUAUCCAAAGACGAUGUAUUGGGUAUUCAAUCACUUUACGGACCAAGAACUGAACCACAUACGACUACACCACCAAAAGAAACUCCAUACUCUCCUCCAGCUAGUUUUCCCGGUUCAACUCCAGAGCCUGAUAUUUCUGAUGCUCCAGAUUUGUGUCAAGAUGGACGAAUCGAUGCUGUUACCCGUAUUGCUGAUGGUACAACUUAUGUCUUCAAAGGUAAACAUUACUGGAAAGUAGAGACAAAUGGAUUAGCUGAUGGUUAUCCAAGAAGAAUCUCCGAUGAUUGGGAUGGAUUACCUGGUGAUAUUGAUGCUGCUCUCACUUGGGCUGAUGGAAAAACUUUCAUCUUCAAGGGACAUCAAUAUUGGCGUUUCCAUAAUCGUAAAAUGGACACUGGUUAUCCUAAAAACAUUUCACUUGGGUUCGCUGGUAUACCUAACAACAUCGAUACAGCAUUUGUAUGGAGUGGAAACGGAAAAACCUAUUUCUUUAAAGAUAAACUAUAUUGGCGAUUUGAUAGUAAAAAUGAUCCACCAGUUAGCAGCCGAUAUCCUAAACCAAUUAAAAAUUGGGUCGGAUUACCAAGUAGCAUUGACGCUGCCUUUAAAUGGGAAAAUGGAUUAACAUACUUCUUCAAAGGAACCAAUUAUUAUCGAUUUAAUGACAAUGACUUUGAGGUUGACAGUUCAGCUAAACCUCCUUUCCCUCGACAAACCUCGGUUUGGUGGUUUGAUUGUAAAUCAGCAGCCAAUUCACCUUUCCGUGGUAGUCUAGUUUCGGGUCAGAGCAGGUCAAAAUUUAUUGGAGCUUUAAUGUCAAAUACAAUGGACGAUAUAGAGUCAUCAGCUGCUUCAUCUUCCAUAUCUAAAUCAAACGCUGGUUCAACCCGAUCAACCUCAAGUUCAUCCUCAUCUUCUUCUGGUUCAAACCGAGAUUCAAGUCUUUCAGAUGAACAAAAUAAGGAAUGGACUAUGCACGGUCGAUUUGAUCAUCGUGAUCUUGCUGCCGCUGUUUACAGUCAUGCGAUAAUCUGUAAGACUAACAUGAUACUAAUGGCCUUAUGCCUGAUGUUAACGGUCAUCUCAAAUUAACUCAUCAAACAAAAUACACUUUAAAGUAAUAGUAACACUCAAUAGGAAAGCAAACAAAUAACAGCAACAAUUAAAUGAAAAUCCAUUCCAUUAAGGGACAAAAUUAACAAUCAAAUAACAAUGAAACAAAUUUCUCUUUCUCUCUUCAAACAAUCAAACCCAUCCAUUGGCCGAUCAACAUUUAAUCAACAGUUAAUUUGCUCAACUAACACAAUUGCGAUCCCAAAAGUGCUCUCCUUUCAUCCUUGUUUUGAUUGGGUUAACAGGAUAAACAAAAUUUUGUCCUUUUCCUCUCCUUUGCUUGCUCAUGUUUGUUGACAAUUUAAAACUGAUUGACAUGAAUCAGACUAACAAUUACAGACCAGCUUUUAACAAGUCAAAUAUAAUUUAUUUAACAACCUUGAUUAUCUCCUUGUCAUCCUCAAACAGUCGACAAUCUAAUCAAAUGUUGCGAUCUCAUUGCAACCCAGCUUUUAGCAAUCAACAAAAUAAGGGAAAUCAUUUCUCUAUUUAUUAUUAAUGAAUGCUAUUUAAUUUAUUUAUUUAAUUCUCAUUUCAUAUUCUAUCUUUAAUUAAUCAUUGACAUUUUUAAAAUAUCCAAAACAUAAACAUAAACACAUUAAUACCAAAAAAUUAAGGAUUCAGGAUAAUGAUGAAGAUGAUGAUGAUGAGGAUGUCUGAUAGUAAUCAUUAUAGCCCAUUAAAAGUCAAUGGAACCAAUUAUUACUUUCACAUCAUCAUCAUGCUCACAGUCAAAAUCAAUAACCUCAGGUUUGUUACUUUGCUAAGUAUCAUUAGAUUGUCGACUGCUUUUUAGAUGAGUAAAUCCUUUCUAACCAAUUUUACAUACAAUUGAAUCUGUUGCCGUAAAAAAAUAUUUCACUAAAAUAUCUGCACAUUAAUUCAAACAAACAACACUGAAUUGUAGUUCACUUGAACUCUCAAUGUUACCUUGACAAUGAUGAAAAAUGAUUCAAGUAAAUUGUAAUAGCAUCAAUUACAAUUACAAUUAGCAACCCUUUUUUGUCUGUACAGUCAAAGAAAAAGGUAAAUUCAUUAAUAACAAUUAUACAUGCCACACACACAAUCAGAUUGAACGGAUAUUGGCGUCAGUUAAUCACUUUUCCAACAAAGAGUAAUAUUACACAAAAGGCAACAGAUUCAAUUAAAAUCCAGUUUUGUGUUAAACUUAUAUAAUCAAAAUUAAUUGCUAGAUUAACACAAGACUGGAAGAGAAAGAGCGAGAGAGGAAGAGAAAGAGUUAGGAUGUUGUGACAGAUAAUUUAGUAAAUCAAAAUAAAAGUAUAUAAUAUUUUGAUAAUGAUAGUGAUUAAAAAGGCUUGAAGGGUUAAAUUGUGAAAAAUUUCCUAAAUCAAUCAGAUAAAUUAACCUCAUUCUUUCCUUUCCUUUUAAUAGAGAGAAAGAUAAAUAUACAAUCAAAGCCAAAUUAAUAUGAUUAACUAGGGCCAAUAAAUUGAUAUGCCAAUGUAAUCAAAAAUUAAUUUUGUUAACAACUGAAGCAUCAUCACAAUUAAUGCAAAAACAAGAGUAACCAGAGUCACUGAUGAAACGCCAUUUCUUCCUUCCCUUGUAUUACAUUGAUUGGAACCCAUUUCAUCCCGUCAACAUCAUUACGCUAAUCAUCAUCAUCAUCGUCAUCUUCAUUGUAAUUGUUGAUUAAUCUUUGGCUUUCCAUGGACACUUUGAACCACCAAUCGUCACUAAACAAUUAUAGGAAGGUUAACCAGAUUAAACCAUUGAACCAUUCAACGCCUCGACUCAUUCCAUUUUCCUUGAUGCAAAUGGUGUUUAAUUUGGGUUGGCAGAAGGUUAAAUCACUCAUGAUAGACUCACUAGGAUUAAUUACAAACUCAGAACAGCUCAGAUUCCAAGUCACUUUAAAUCAUCUUUAAUUUUCCUCAUUCAUUGGAUCCAUUUGAUGUACUGCUUUUGUUGGUUCCAAUCGAUUAUGGCGACACAAGUCUCAUCGUCUUGAUUAUCCUCUUCUGGAUCAUCGUUAUAAUAUACUAAACAUAAACUAAUCAUCGCUUAAUCAUCAUUCUUUCCAAUUUUGUUCAUCUUCCAAACGAUCUCAUUCAAUUGACCUUUUCUUGAAUUUUUUAUAAAUCAAACUCAGCCAAAAUGGUUAAAAUCAUCAUUAUUUCAAUUUUGAUUGGCCAUUUUGUCCUCUCCUCAUCUUAAUAUAUAUAAAUAUGAAUUUCAAAACAAUUUCAUUUUAUAAAACGCUAUUUAUAUACCAUAUUUUGAUAUUCAAAAAAAAACAAAAAACAAUAAUUAUAAUUGUCAACAGUAGAAACAAAUAAUUGUAAUCAACUGAAACUCUUUUCCCCUCUGAUAACUCAAUGAAGAGUAAAAUUAAUUUGACAUCAUUAAAAAGACAAACACUCAACAA
Molecule: messenger RNA, 5222 nt
Organism: Tetranychus urticae (two-spotted spider mite)
Lineage: Eukaryota; Metazoa; Arthropoda; Arachnida; Trombidiformes; Tetranychidae
Gene: Mmp1
Product: Matrix metalloproteinase 1
Biological process (GO): collagen catabolic process; extracellular matrix organization; proteolysis
Cellular component (GO): extracellular matrix
Molecular function (GO): metalloendopeptidase activity; zinc ion binding
Source: RefSeq, a predicted model, not a curated record